Molecule: messenger RNA, 1452 nt
Organism: Biomphalaria glabrata
Lineage: Eukaryota; Metazoa; Mollusca; Gastropoda; Planorbidae
Exons: 2
Coding region: 163-1410 (415 amino acids)
Source: RefSeq, a predicted model, not a curated record
CUGCUCCCUUUGACUCUACGAUCUCCUCAAAGUCUCUCUUUCACUCUCAUUUUACACACACAAGCAUUAUAAUUAACGGCUACGCCACUGAGUCUAUGUGAUUUGUUCCAUUUAAAAGCAGCGGACACUAGACUCAAAACAACAUGAAGAUAGCUUCAAAAAAUGGCAGCACAUCUGUGUACAAUCAUCUCGCUGUUGAGUGCAGUGGUAGUGCCAAUGCUUAAAGCAGAGUUGAUAGUGAACGCAACUCCAACAACCUUUACUGUCGGCCUGACCAAAAAUGUAAAGAUUGAAUGUUUGUUCUCAAGGGAUCAAAGUACAAAUCUUGUGUUUAUAACAUCCCUGAACCUGGCUCACUCCAAGACAACCGACAAUCCAGAGUUCCAAGAUCUCAUCUCUAUAACUUCUUUCGACUCUCAGGUUUAUGGAAGUGUCAAUACAACUCACACACAGGUUUACGGCGUCAUUGACAACAAGGGGAAAUCAUUUCUGGGACUUGUUUGGCAAUUCCCGACUGUUGAUAGAGCCGGCGUGUACAAGUGUGAAGCCACUGGGCUAAACAAAAUGGGAAAGCAUGUUUCUCUGUCUAACUCCACAAACAUCACUGCUUUGAAUCCAGAGAAUAGUCAGGUCCUUGAGUUAGUCCAUACACUAAUUAACAAAGUGGAACGCCUUGAGGAAGAAAUAAAGGUGGAAAAUAAAAUAGAUCAGAAUUCAAACUAUACAACCAAUAUUCAAUCUCAGUUAAAUAAAACCAAUACUAAAAUUUAUUAUUUGGAAGAUCAAAAUAAUAAACUAACUAAACUUGUGGAAAAUUACAAGUCCCGUUUAGAUAAGCAAGACUAUGUAAUAGAUGAACUAAAGGAAGCAAAUAAAAGUCUUACAAUAGAUAUGGACCAACUGCAAAUGAGAAUGUCCGACGUGAAUAGACCACUGGGAGAACUUCUUCGAUUUAAAGACACUAUAAACGGCACCUUUAAUUCUCUUGAAAAUGCUUUUUUGACGCCAACUCAUCCGUAUAACGGAAAGAGGUACUGGCUGACCAAAAACCACGGUUCCGUGACCCCCAUCUUGGCACUUUUGUUCUGCCAGUUUCGUGGCGGCUAUUUGGCUGAAAUUGACUCGCCAGAGGAGUACACAUUCGUGAGGGACCACUUGUUGACAAGAAGUGAAGUGGAUUUUGUAUACGUCAGCGGAAGUGACGAGGAACAGGAAGGGCUUUGGAAACACUGGAACAGCAAAACAGAACUGACAUAUUUGAAUUGGGGAGAUAAUGAAAACAUGGGAGGGCGUCAAGAAAACUGCAUUGCGUACCAUAGAGGACAUAGUUGGCUGUUGGUUGAUGUGUCGUGUCAAAUAUUAACUGAAUUCAACAAAGACGUCGGUUACAUGUGUGAAUUACCUUCAUAAUUUCUUUUUGAUUCCUUUUUAAAUAAUAAAUACAAUCUUAUA